AUGAGGUUGUGUAUAGAUUAUCGAGAGUUGAACAAGGUGACAGUGAAGAAUAAGUAUCCAUUACCAAGGAUCGAUAAUUUGUUUGACCAGUUGAAAGGAGCAGGGGAUGAAGAAGAGCAUAAGAAGCAUUUGAGACAAGUGUUGUCAUGUUUAAGAGAGCAUCAGUUGUAUGCCAAGUUGUCUAAGUGUGAGUUUUGGUUGGAGAAAGUAGCAUUUUUGGGCCAUGUGAUUUCCAAGGACGGAGUUUCAGUGGACCCAAGCAAGAUUCGAGCUGUGAGUGAUUGGCCAACCCUAAAGAAUGUGUCGGAUGUAAGGAGUUUCUUGGGUUUAGCAGGCUAUUACAGAAGGUUUGUGAAGGAUUUUUCAAUGAUCGCGAAGACCAUGACAAGUUUGAUGAAGAAGGAGCAUAAGUUCUCAUGGACCCAAGAGUGUGAGGAGGCAUUUAAGAUCUUGAAAGAAAGGUUGACCACAACACCUGUGCUGGCUUUGCCGAAAGGGAGUGAUCUAUAUGACGUGUAUAGUGAUGCAUCGAGGUUGGGAUUGGGAUGUGUGUUGAUGCAGAAUCAAAGGGUGAUUGCGUAUGCCUCGAGGCAGUUGAAGGUUCACGAAGGGAAUUACCCAACCCAUGAUUUGGAGUUAGCUGCAAUAGUGUUUUCCUUGAAGACUUAG
Messenger RNA from Chenopodium quinoa (quinoa), 669 nucleotides. RefSeq lists its product as uncharacterized. NCBI's taxonomy places the organism in Eukaryota, Viridiplantae, Streptophyta, Magnoliopsida, Caryophyllales, Amaranthaceae. The record is from RefSeq and is a predicted model, not a curated record. The transcript has 2 exons. The coding region runs from base 1 to 669 and encodes 222 amino acids.